Colletotrichum destructivum is the source of this 3443-nucleotide messenger RNA. Its product is annotated as Putative SWR1-complex protein. NCBI's taxonomy places the organism in Eukaryota, Fungi, Ascomycota, Sordariomycetes, Glomerellales, Glomerellaceae. Gene Ontology annotation, molecular function: ATP-dependent H2AZ histone chaperone activity. Bases 549 to 2903 code for a protein of 784 amino acids. Gene Ontology annotation, cellular component: Swr1 complex. Gene Ontology annotation, biological process: chromatin remodeling. The transcript is spliced from 2 exons. The record is from RefSeq and is a predicted model, not a curated record.
CUUCCUGCCCGCCGUCUUCGCCGCUGUUUUCUCUCUCAUCAUCAUCAUCACCACCACGUCCUCCUCCGACCUCCCUCCACCAGGAACGGCGCCGUGUCACCAGACAGCUCCAUUUCCUACCACUUUGCCUUGACUAACCAGCAGGGAAAAGGCAAGACAUAUUUGUUCCUGGCUCGGUCCCCGACACAAUCAGGUAGACAGACCCCCACCAAAAAAGCGCAAAGACCGGAGCGGAAGGACGCAAUUCAGCACAAGCGUCUGAGCAUCAACAAAUACCUCUCGAUACCCGACUCUUCUCUCCUUUUCUCGCUCCCGCUUUGACGCCUUGGUCUUUGCCCAUCUUGCACUCUGGGUAUUUGGCGUUUGUUAUUUUUUUCUUUCUCAUCGUUGCUUACGCUUCAUGACUUUACGACCGUCAAUGGACCCCCCAAGAUACCAAUAGACUUCUGCUUGCUUUAUUUCGCCCAGAGACACAGUCUCUCCAACCGAGCUUCGAGGCUCCAUUUCAACCGAUAACCAGCCCCGACAGGUGCUGAGGUUCGCUCAACAUGAGCGCCCCUCCUCCGCCUCCGCCCCAUGGCGAGGCACCCAAAACCACCGCCGGCUCCCCUCCUCCCGGCGCUGGCCUGGGCCCCGGCAACUACGACAUCUUUGUCAUCCCCCAACGCGACAAGGGUGGCGGAUUCAUCUACCUGCCCUCUCUGGCACCUAACGGCCCCAGCUUCGCCGCUGGCUUCGCAUGCGCCCUCGUCCUCGUCGUCUUGUUCCAGAGCAUGGCUCCGGCUUUCAGGGCAUGGUGGGGAACCUACCAGGGCAUGGGCAACAUGGGCAUGACACUCCUUGUCAUUGCCGUCGGCGUCGGAGCAUGGGCAUGGGGAAAGUCGCAGAACCAGUCUUCUUCUUCUUCGAACAACGGCUCGAAUGCCAACUACCGCUCUGGUCCCGGCGGCUACGGUGCAGGCGCAAACUUCGGCGGUGGCUACGCAAACACGGGCCCGCCGCCGCCUCCUCCGCCUCAUGGCAACCAAUACAACGGCCCUCCUCCGAACUCCCCGCCGCCUAACCACGGCGCAGGAAACGGCGGCCCUAGAUCUCAAUGGCAAGAACGACCACAGCCUCCACCUCCUCAGGAACCUGAAACUGAACCUGAGCCAGAGCCGGAACCCCGCAAGCCGGACCCUCCCCCGAAACCAAAGCCUGACCCGUCCAAGGGCGCCUGGGAAAAGGCCCGGGAGGAGACGAAGAAGCGCGAGCAGGAGCGCAAGGUGAAAGAGGAGGAGGAGCGCAAAAAAGCAGAGAUGGCGAGGAAGCUUAAGGAAUUUCGAGAAAGAGAGGCCCGCGAGCGCGCAAGACGAGACAGAGAGGAACGAGAGAGAAGAGAGAAGCUGGAGCAGGAGAUACGCGAGAAGGAAGAUCUCAAGCAGAAGCUCGAGAAGGAGCGCCAGGAGAGGGAGAAGCUUCAGCGUGAAAAGGAGAAAGCCGAGCAGGAGGCCAAGGAGGCCAGAGAGCGUGAGGCCAAGGAGGCCAAGGAACGCGAGGCGAGGGCCGCCAAAGAAAAAGAAACCAAGGAGCGCGAGGAGGCGCGAAAGAAGGAGGCUGCCGAAGCGGCCGCCCGCAAAGCCCGCGUCGAGGCACAACUCGAGGCCUUCCGGAAAGCAAAGAAGGAGCGCGAAGAGGCAGAAAAGGCGAAGAAGGAACGCGAGGAGGCAGAGAGGGCCAAGAAGCUGGCCGAGGAAGAGGCUGCUGCCCGUAAAGCCAAAGAAGAAGCGGAUCGCAAGGCCAAGCAGGCCGCUGAGGAGGCCGAGAAGAACAGUCGCAAGGGAAGUAGCUACGCCUUCUCGUCGGUCGGUGAGAAGACGAGUAUGUGGCCCAACGGCCGACCCCCUGUUCCCCCCACGACGGCGGCUUCGACGCCGCCAAGACCACCCCCCUCUGCUUCAUCGUCCGCUCCCCCGAGACCUCCCCCUUCCGCCAGCUCGGUACCGCCAAGGUCGGCGCCGUCUGCGGCCUCAUCUUCGAACACAGCCAGACAACAACAGCCACCACCACGGCCGUCAGCGCGGACAGUCGAUGAAGACCAGCACUCAUAUCGACCAUACGACAAACCGAAACACAGACCGGCGUCUUCGAUCGGCUCGGAAUCAUCGUGGGCGCCGUCGGCCACGACGACGAGGACAACGCCGCCGCCCAGUAUGCGCGGCCCGUACACGACCAAGGAUCCCGACAAGAUCGUCAUCAGGGCCGUGUACCUGUUCAUGAACCAGUUCGCCAAGACGCCGGCCAGCCAGCUCGUGUCGGGGUUCGGCACGGUGACGGACGGCCUCAUCCUCCGGAUCACGACGGAGGGCCUCUUCAUCGACGACGACGUCCGCGGCGUCCCACAGCGCGAGUGGGACGUCAAGGCGUGGACGCUAAAGCUGGUCGAGGUAUGGUGCCCCCCGCACUGCUUGAGUUCCAAUGCUGCUCCUGCCCCUGCGAAUUCUGCGAAUCAUCCCUCCAAUUUGUUUCAGAAGAUGGCGAACCAGCGAGCUCGUACGGCGGACAGGGGCGCCACCAAGGCGCUCACGGGCGACGAGGCCGACGCGUACCUGACCGAGAUGUUGCGUGCUUGCAAGAGUUGCUGUCGUCUUGGCUUGUGCGACACAAAGUUCAAAGAUACUAACGUGGCAUCUUCGACGGGACAGACCGGGGAGUGGAGGACCAAGAGCCUGCACGUACUGCGCGCCACGGUUCGGGACCAAGAGGGCAAGCGAUACAUGUUUGUCCUCGACGAGGAAGAGGCCUGGAAGGUGGCCGUGGGCGUCCAGCGUUUGCGUAAGGGCACGCAGGUACGCUCGCUGGGCGUCAGCGGCAUGAGCGCCUCGGAUGCCCGCGGCACGCUCGAGACCCUGGGCUGGUCAUGAGGGGCGGUGCCUACUGCCGACGGACACAGUUGGACGAGGCUUUCUAUUCUUGUCAAUUAUUGCUUGGCUCUCGGGCGGUGGAGGCUGCCCUUUCUGUCGAUAUAGUAAUCAUGUGUGUGUGUGUGUGUGUGUGUGGCUGGGAGGAGCGGAUGUUCGAAAAUGAGGAAGACUGCCCUUCUUUCUUUCAUUUUUUCUUUCUUAUAUGGAGGCACCCGCGGGAGAUAUGGACAGAGGGGGGACGUGUCUCUCGAGAUGGCUCAUUUCGGUUUACGUGGAAUUCGGUUGCAUAGCAGAGCGAGCGUGGUCGCAUUCCAGGACACAAAGCUGGGACGAAAAACAUUGGCAUCGAUGAGCCGGUUGGGCACAUCCUCAGAUACCUCGAGUUGACGGACAAGUCACCGACCCCGGAUAAUGACGAAACGACUUCAACUUUGAGUCUGGUUCUUCCUUUGUCUUUUUGCCGCAGGAGAUGAUGUGCCUUUCGAUGACGGUCUAACGAGGCCGUUGACAGUAUCUCGAGAUGCGAAGCUCUCCAGAUAU